Aspergillus alliaceus is the source of this 924-nucleotide messenger RNA. Its product is annotated as lipase family protein. The transcript is spliced from 4 exons. Bases 1 to 924 code for a protein of 307 amino acids. Lineage: Eukaryota; Fungi; Ascomycota; Eurotiomycetes; Eurotiales; Aspergillaceae. The record is from RefSeq and is a predicted model, not a curated record. Gene Ontology annotation, biological process: lipid metabolic process.
AUGUUCUCCUUGUUACUGCUGCUUGGGGCUAUCUGCCCUACGCUUGGCGCUGUUGUUCCUAGCGUGGUUCGCAGAGAUAUCUCCCCCCCUCUUCUGGAGGAAUUCAACCGCUUCUCGCAGUUCGCUGCUGCCUCGAAUUGCCGAGCGAACCAUAAUGAGACUUCUCCUGGGUCAGCGGUAUACUGUGACUCGGGGUUCUGUAAUCUCGUCCGCGAAGACGAGACGCAGAUCAUCGAGGGGUUCUGGGGGAUCUCCCCCGGAGACACAACAGGGUACCUCGCGCUAGACAAAACCAAGAAAGAGAUCAUUCUGGUCUUCCGCGGCACUGUGUCCGACGAGAACGGCCAGACGGACCUGCAAUUCUUCCAUACUGAUGCAUCGGCCGCCUGCGCAGGAUGCAAAGCCCACGUAGGCUUCUGGGAGGCAUCGAAUGCGGCGAUAGCGUCUCUCCAGCCCAAGGUCGAGAAGGCGGCCAAGCAGAACCCGGGCUACAAGAUCGUCUUAGUAGGGCACAGUCUCGGCGGCGCGCUUGCUACGCUAGGAGCUGUUACCUUACGGCAUGCAGGACAUGUAGUCGAUCUGUAUACCUUUGGCGCACCAUCUGUGGGGAACCUGGCCUUUGCCGAGUUCAUUACCCAGCAAACUUCGGGCACCAAUUAUCGUAUCACGCAUCUCAAUGACGAAGUACCCAAGGUGCUGUAUAAGGCGCACAGAAACUUAAUCCUGGGUAUUCUGGUUCCGGAGUAUAGUCAGACUUCGCCGGAGUAUUGGAUUACCUCGGGUAAUGGUGUGCCGGUGGGGGUGGCUGAUAUCACGGUGGUGGAGGGUAUCAAUAAUGAGGCUGGUAAUCUGGGGACUAUGGAGGUGACGAUGGAGCCUCAUGGGUGGUAUAUGGGGAGUAUGAGUGUUUGUGCUGAGAUUUGA